Molecule: messenger RNA, 1620 nt
Organism: Cercopithifilaria johnstoni
Lineage: Eukaryota; Metazoa; Nematoda; Chromadorea; Rhabditida; Onchocercidae
Source: the annotation of a GenBank genome assembly
AUGAUGGCUGCCCAUUCAUCAGUAUCAGAGGAUCAGAUAAAUGAUUUGAAAUUAUUGAGUUAUCUAAAAGGAUUCAAAGAAGAAUGGUUUCAGUAUUGUUGUGCAGCGGUUUUUGCCAUAAAAUUCCUCUUGAUACCAUGUUAUCGUAGUACCGAUUUCGAGGUGCACCGUAACUGGAUGGCUAUUACACAUACGCUUCCUAUUUGCUCAUGGUACUAUGAAGAUACGUCACAGUGGACUCUUGAUUAUCCUCCAUUUUUCGCCUUUUUCGAAUAUUUUUUAAGUCAGGUGGCAUCAAAAAUUAUCCCUUCUGCAUUGGUGCUGCAAAAAGACUCAUAUUUUUCCAGUGAAUUAUUAUACUUUCAAAGGUUUUCGGUAAUUGCAACAGACGUUUUAUAUAGCUUAUCAUGCAUUUUUCUAACAAAAAGUUUUUCUGGACUCUGCAAAAAUGAUAGCAAUGUAAAGAAAAAUUCGGUUGCUACCGGCGUUUUUCUCUUAGCUAAUGUUUCUUUGGUGAUGAUCGAUAACAUACAUUUUCAAUACAAUGGCAUUUUAACAUCACUUCUUUUGGUUUCGCUUGGUUGGAUUAUGAGGAAAUCUUUUCUAUGUGGUGCACUGACCUACUGCAUUCUGCUAAAUAUGAAACAUAUUUAUCUAUACUAUGCACCUGCAUAUGCGGUAUAUUACGCCAUAAAUUAUUUGUUUUCCCCUGGAAAAGUUUUCAUAACUAACGGUGCAAAAUUAGCUGCUAUACUUAUUCUUCCAUUUGCAUUAUCCUUUGGUCCAUUUAUUUAUUUAUGUGGUCCUAGCGUUUUACAGCAGAUAUGGAGACGGUUGUUUCCCUUUCAGCGUGGUCUAACACACGCUUACUGGGCCCCUAAUUUAUGGGCAUUUUAUAAUUUUGCUGACUGGUAUUUCUAUCAAAUUCUAAAAUUGACCAAGCGAUUGCCUCCAAAUGUUCAUUCACCCACUUACAUUUCAGGCCUUGUGCAGGAAUUUAAGCAUUCCAUUUUACCUUCUGUGUCACCAUUCGGAACGUUGCUAGUAACAUUAGCAUUACUGUCACCGCUGACAGCGCUUAUUCCUACCCGACACUCGAAGAAUUUCCCCAUUUUACUCACACUAUCUGCAUUUGCUUUCUUUCUUGCCGGAUAUCAUGUGCACGAAAAAGCAGUCAUACUUAUCACUGUUCCAUACACCAUUCUAGCUUCUUCAGAUCAUCGAUUUCUACCAUCUUUUAUUGUGCUUUCAGUUGUGGCAAACGUUUCACUUUUUCCUCUCUUUUUCACAUCUUUCGAGAAUAUUUUGAAAGUUUCUAUUACACUUUGCUAUCUAUUUUUGUCAAUAAGCAUUAUGCGAUUUUUGUGUCCAGAAAGAUCACUUCAUUUUCUCCAGAAACUUUAUUUGUUUGGACUCCUAAUUGUUCAAGUUUAUUGCUUAGUCUUGCAUCAGAUCAUAUUCGAUGUUAAUUUCGAAUUCAUUCCUUUAAUGCUUACUUCAAUAUCGACAGCUUUUGGAAUUUGUUGGAUAUACAUCGAAUUGUUGUGGAUUGUUUGUUUUGAGAGUUCUAAAUAUACGGGAGCUACAUGUACCUGCGAAAAAAAGCUUAAAAGAAAUUAG